Messenger RNA from Lithohypha guttulata, 1554 nucleotides. RefSeq lists its product as uncharacterized. The record is from RefSeq and is a predicted model, not a curated record. The transcript has a single exon. NCBI's taxonomy places the organism in Eukaryota, Fungi, Ascomycota, Eurotiomycetes, Chaetothyriales, Trichomeriaceae. Gene Ontology annotation, biological process: DNA repair. Bases 1 to 1554 code for a protein of 517 amino acids.
AUGUCAGUCAAUACUCCUGGUGAGUUGACCAACACGCUUAUUUUGGCUUUGUCGCAAAGCCAGGAGCAAAUACAGACCAUAAGAGAUCAGGGGACUCGCCUUGAGCGACUACAACGAGACAACGAACGAUUGCGGAAAGAGGUGCAGCUUUCUAGGCAGAAUGACGCUGAGCGGGCACUGUCAAACGAGGUCGAUCGGCUAAAGAAAGAGCUGCAUGAUGCAAAACAACAGGUACAUGAGGCUGAACAGGAGAGGCAAGAGCUUGAGCAGUUGAGGAUUGAUCCCGUUGAAGCAACGCGGCAUCAGCAUGAGCCACCACAAGAGCAGAGUCACGAAAUCGAUGAACUCUUUCAGAAGAACGUGGAAGCUCAAGCCGAAAUUUACAAGCUGAAGAAGAAGCUCAGACAAUACAAGGAGAAGGCCAAUGGUCGGCUGGGUGCGCCCAUCUCAUCCCCACGAUCUACCUUCUCAACACCUGAACCUUCCUCACCCAAACGUGCUCCCCUCUUAGUUCUGCCUAUAGAGCACUCCGAGAGGAUCGAAAAUUCAUCACCUCCCAGGAAACGCCAGAAGCAUGGCGACAAUUCUCUACAAGAACUUCAUGUAAACAUGCGUCACUCAAGAUCUUCUUCCAAUGCCUCUAAGAGAAGCGUUGUGGAAAAGAAGAUUGCCGCUAUACCACUCCUCGCAGAGGAUGGCGACGACCAUGUGGUUGAAGAGCAAGAUACAGGAAGAACACCAGCCACUCGGAAAAGGUCAAUGUAUGAUCGUCUAGAUGGCCUACUCGCAGCUCCUGUAGCAAGUAGGUCUCCUCUGAGUCGAACGAGUCCGGCUACCGCGCAAGACACAUCAACGCCAAGCUCACUGAGCAAGAGGCCUCCAGUUAUGUCCAACAUUGACCACACAACCAAUGAAGUGCCUCUACCAACUGCAACCAUAGCACGAGAAAGCGAAGAAAUCCACGCUGACACCACUGAAGCAAACACUGCACGACCACGACCUACUAUCGACAGUCGUCCCUCAAACAGAUCUUCAAAGCGGCCGUCCGAAAACAAAGAGCCUCUACGUUCAAAGCCCCUCGACAAAUUAUCCUCAUACCACUUCAAACCCAACCCUCGCUGGAUAGACACCGCAGGAAGAACCAUAGACGACUACCUCCACGGCCGCAACCGACAACGCAUCGACAUGAUAGCAGCAACCCUCCCACAAAUGCCAGGCCAGCACGAACGUGGCGAAAAGCUCAUCGACGACGAGCUUCUACUACGCUUCCUAGGUCCCAACUCAGAGCAGAAAAUCGCCGCCCUUACAAACAUAGCCAGGAAUAAUCUGCUUGCCGAAGCAAGGGUCAAAUUUGUAGCUGAGAAGUUUGGAAGGCAACGAGUCGACUAUGACAAGGAAGCAGAUCCUCCUGGCUUCUGGACGAUGGACAUGCCUGGCACUCAGGAGGAUGCGGAGAAUAAGAAGAAGGCUAAAGAAUUGGAAAGAGCUGAGACUAAGAAGAAGUACGACGAUGCGAUAUCGGGAAAUGGAAGGUGGAUUUUUGCUGAUGAGUGA